Messenger RNA from Lates calcarifer (barramundi perch), 2561 nucleotides. Its product is annotated as V-set domain-containing T-cell activation inhibitor 1-like. NCBI's taxonomy places the organism in Eukaryota, Metazoa, Chordata, Actinopteri, Centropomidae. The coding region runs from base 1923 to 2561 and encodes 212 amino acids. The record is from RefSeq and is a predicted model, not a curated record. Gene Ontology annotation, biological process: negative regulation of T cell proliferation; cell surface receptor signaling pathway; positive regulation of T cell proliferation. Gene Ontology annotation, cellular component: external side of plasma membrane. The transcript is spliced from 3 exons.
ACCACACUCAGACAGUGUGUUAGUACACUCUCCACAGAGGAGUGGUAGAAGGCCAGCAGCAGCUUCCUGUCCAGAUUGGUUUUCCUGAGGAAACCAUCAGAGACCGUGAACGGCUGGUUGUCAGUGAUCAUCUCUAUGACUAGUUUGUCCAUUCGACCUGUCAUCUGAGUUUGUCCACGUUCUUUGUUUCUGAAACGUCCUCUGUUGUUGGCUGAGAUGAAGUUGCCUCAACCCGAUGAGAUUCAGAUUCACAUUUCUUCUGUGCUGUUUCAUACAACUCAGGGUGAUGAAUCCUAAGAUGGGACCACAGGUUUGAAGUGUUUUUGGUUUUUGCUGUUGUUGCUCCCAUGCUGACACCUUCAAUGCAUGUAUUACAGACUGCCUUCCCUGGUGUUGGUUUAAGUUAAUACUUUUAAACUGUCCAUCUGCAAUAAGGGUUUGAAAAAGGAGAGAGAGUUAAAAGCAGGGCCACAUGCUGACAAAUGCUCAGCUCAUCAUGCUUAAUUUAUUACAGCAUUUGGGAAGCCUGUAGUUGAUUUUCUGAUGUAAAUCUAACAAUGUGUCAUUUCCUGCUGCUUGGGAUCUCUCAGUCAACACAGGAAAAGGUCAAGUAAAAUAACUUGGUAGUUAAACAGCCAUUAUUGCCCUACAGUUUUCUCUCAGACAGACGGUGCUUUGCUGUCAGUUUCUGCAGCUUCUCAUGUGGCCUACACACACACACACACACACACACACACACACACUAUUCUUCAUUGUGCUUCCCUGCAAUAAAACUAACUGAAUUUUACUCUCUCUCUCACACACACAUACUUCUACUAUCACGGACUGUUUCCCUAUCGAUAUUAUCAGCAACCUUGUUUCAAGUGAUUAACAGUCUGGAGGGACUGUGAGCGAGCAGAGCUGCUGCCUGUGUUUAUGUGACGUUAUUAGACUCACAGUAAUGUUACUAGUAGCUGUGAGUUGUAGAGGACUGGGAUGUUUAUUACAGUUUGGGAGAGUCUGCUGCCUUAACUCACCUUCCAAACAUAUCUCUGCUCUCCGGAGCUUCUCCACUCUGCAAAGCUUUUCCUCCUCUCUGCUGUGUGUGUGAGCUCUGUGUAACCAAUCAGACGGAGCUGUGGGCGGGACAAUGCUGGAGACAGGUAGUGACUGCAGACAGAGAGGCUGCAUCAGAGCCAGAAUAACCCAGUUUUACAUUGAUCUCUUAUCGGCCGGAGGAUUAAAAAAGGCCGAUGCCGAUAUUCAGCAUUUUGACGCAUUAUCGGCCCGGGCGAUAAUCGGUCUAAUUCAUGAGGUCUGAUAAAGGCUGAUAAAGAGCAGUUAUCUGUGUCUGAUGCUCAUACAGGAUAACCCCCGCCCCCCCACACACAGUCUGAACUUUGCUCUUUUCUGCUUCUGCGUUGCUCAAUCUGUUGUAGGCAAUAAAACAACACUCUGCUCUGCACAGACAGUGGAAGGUUACACUUUGUGUCAGAGAGUGUUCAUCUGCAGUUCCCACCUGACCACAACAGCUUCCUGCUUUCUGAAGGGAACAGAAACUAAACUGACGUGUCAAACUGCACGUCUCACAUAUAGAAAUAAAGAGUUCAGGUGGUUAAAGUCAAUAAUUCACUGGUGAAAAUAAUCAGUCCUGUCUGUGCUCUGAGUGUUAGUCCCUCCUCCUGAGACAGUUAACAGGCACUUUAACAGGAUGAAGAGUCAGAAAACACAUGAAGAUGAGUGAAGCUGCUCAGCCAUUUACUCUACAGUCAAACAGCUGCGUCACCGGAAACUAAUGAAAGAGAAACUAAAGUUUCCUCUGAAGAGGAAGAGAAGUCACAAGUGUCUGUGAACAGAAAUGGUGAAAACGGUGUUUUUGAAGCCUUAGUCAGUUCAGUAAGAAGCUGAUUGAAGGGGACUUUGUUGGAGUUUCUUCCAGGAAGAUGAAGAUGUUGGUGGUGUUUGUGAUCCUCCUGCACGUUUCCCAGCAUGCCUUCACUGUGGAGGUGUAUGAGGGGGCGGAGUCAGUCCUGCUGUCCUGUCAGAUCUCCUCUGUUCCUGGGUUCCCCACAGUGAUGUGGAGCCGCUUCGAUCUCCGUCCUUCAACCGUCCACCAGAGAAACCAGAGAGGUGAGAUCCUUAGAGACCAGAACCAGCGUUACAGAGACCGAACAUCAGUGAAGACUGACGCUCUGAGGACUGGAGACCUCAGCCUCACUCUGAGGAAACCCCGCCUCUCUGACAGCGGCACCUACACCUGCACCAUCACAGCGUUUGGAAAUGAGCGGAGACUGGCAGACGUUCAGCUGCAGGUCAAAGUUUCCCAGCAUGCCUUCACUGUGGAGGUGUAUGAGGGGGCGGAGUCAGUCCUGCUGCCCUGUCAGAUCCCUUUUGUACCUGAGGACACCACAGUGAUGUGGAGCUGCUUCGAUCUCAAUCCUACAACCGUCCACCAGUGGACGGAGGAAGGUGAUGACCUUAGAGACCAGAACCAGCGUUACAGAGACCGAACAUGGAUGAAGACUGACGCUGCGGGAAACUGGAAACCUCAGCCUCACUCUGAGGAAACCCCGCCUCUCUGA